Messenger RNA from Rosa rugosa (rugosa rose), 595 nucleotides. RefSeq names its product DNA-directed RNA polymerases I, II, and III subunit RPABC5. Lineage: Eukaryota; Viridiplantae; Streptophyta; Magnoliopsida; Rosales; Rosaceae. Gene Ontology annotation, biological process: transcription by RNA polymerase I; transcription by RNA polymerase II; tRNA transcription by RNA polymerase III. The record is from RefSeq and is a predicted model, not a curated record. Bases 97 to 312 code for a protein of 71 amino acids. Gene Ontology annotation, molecular function: DNA-directed RNA polymerase activity; DNA binding; zinc ion binding. Gene Ontology annotation, cellular component: RNA polymerase I complex; RNA polymerase II, core complex; RNA polymerase III complex. The transcript is spliced from 4 exons.
GCUAUAUAUAUAUUAUAAAGGAACAGCCUCCCCUAAACCUCCCCAGUAGCCCGACUGGAAGAACGAGAGACUCCACAGCGGCAACGAAAGAAGAAGAUGAUCAUUCCAGUGCGUUGUUUCACCUGUGGAAAGGUGAUUGGAAACAAAUGGGACACUUAUCUUGACCUUCUGCAAGCAGAUUACCCCGAAGGUGAUGCACUUGAUGCAUUGGGGUUGGUUCGUUAUUGCUGCAGGCGCAUGCUUAUGACUCACGUCGAUCUCAUUGAGAAGCUUCUCAACUACAAUACUCUGGAGAAGUCGGAUAACAGUUGAGGAAAGCUUAGCUUAUGCUGUAACAAACAAGCUGCUGGAAGUUGUUUAUUUUACUUUCUUGUCAAGUGUCCGAGUGUGAGUAUAUGCUUCGUUUUGUUUGGACUGGAGAUGUAUUCUUCUGUAGUUCCAUGCUCGGAUUAGGUCUAAUAGGAUAUUUCGGAUUGAUGGAGAUACUUAUGGAAUGUGCUUGUGGUGUGUAUGUUCCUACUCUAGGUUAGGUUUAUGUUGUUGGAAUGUGUAUGACCCUCUUAAUUAGAAUGGAAAGACUGGAUGCUUCGAGUUA